Messenger RNA from Glycine soja, 886 nucleotides. RefSeq names its product GRF1-interacting factor 2-like. The record is from RefSeq and is a predicted model, not a curated record. Gene Ontology annotation, molecular function: transcription coactivator activity. Lineage: Eukaryota; Viridiplantae; Streptophyta; Magnoliopsida; Fabales; Fabaceae. Gene Ontology annotation, biological process: positive regulation of transcription by RNA polymerase II. Gene Ontology annotation, cellular component: nucleus. The transcript has 4 exons. The coding region runs from base 127 to 714 and encodes 195 amino acids.
AGCAGCAAACACUUUCCAUCAUUUGAACACGAAAGCGUGUGUGAUUCGUUGGGGAAGAAGAAGGACUAGGGUUUUUUUGUUGGAUUUUGAUUUUUUGGUGUCUCAUUGUGAAGAAGAAAGGAGAAAAUGUUCAACGCUGAUCCUUCAUUUCCCAGUGUCCCUACCCUCACCACUGAACAGAUUCAAAAGUACUUGGAGGAGAAUAAGGAGCUGAUCCUGGCAAUAUUGGAACAUCAAAACAUGGGAAAGUUCACUGAGAUUGCACAAUGUCAAGCCAAGCUUCAGCAUAACUUGACUUUUCUGGCCAAACUUGCGGAUGCUGGGUCUCAGACACCAACACCAACACCAUUGCCAGCACCGACACCUUCUCAGGUUUCCCAGCAGGCUAUUAUGCAACAGGGGCAAGGUAUGCAACAACCUCAAGUUGCAAAUCAGCCACAACCAGAUCUUUCUGCAUUGAACUUGCCCUUGGAGAUGAAUGAUCAGCAACAGCUGCAGCAGCAUCAGCAUCUGGCAAUGUCAUUGCAGAUGAAUGAGCAAAACUAUCAGCUGCCACAUUUCCUCUACCAACAACAAAUUAUCCCUGGAUCAAUGGGUGGCUUUCCUGUUGCUAAUAGUGGCUUAUAUCAGGCCUCUCAAACCAGACUCAGUAAUCUGUCAGAAACACCAUCAAGCUACCAAACUGGCUCAGAUUCUGGUCCUGGCUGGUCUUAGGAAAGUCACUAUCUGUGUACCUGCUGCUGGUGAAAUACUGAGAAUACAACACCUAGAACAAUUGUUUCUGCAUACUUUUUAGUCAUACUCUUUUAUAGACAGUGACUAUUACUUUUUAAAACUGAACAAUUAGUAGAAAAACCAAAAAUGCAUUUUAUCUACUGUUGAAUUA